Molecule: messenger RNA, 764 nt
Organism: Lacerta agilis (Sand lizard)
Lineage: Eukaryota; Metazoa; Chordata; Lepidosauria; Squamata; Lacertidae
Gene: SPMIP8
Product: testis, prostate and placenta expressed
Exons: 7
Coding region: 23-673 (216 amino acids)
Source: RefSeq, a predicted model, not a curated record
UGCUCUGGCUAAUUUUGCAGCAAUGACCCAAAUGCUGGAUUUGACCCUCUGCCCUCAAGAUGCUCAUCCUGCCUACGCCUCUCCGGCAGUCCUCAUCCCGCUGGAGCCCAGAAAAGUCAUGCUGUCUGGAGUGAAGCAUCACAUCUAUCACCCCCGCUUGCCAACGCUAAGGCAGAUGGAUAUGGACACCGCGGCCUUCAAGCUCACAGAUGAGCAUUGCAGGACAACCACCACUUGCUGCAAAGAUGAUUUUGAAAAUGCAACGUUCACCUUGGCUGGAGUGCCUACCCAGCGCCUCCCAUCCCUGGGUAUGACGGAGCUGGGCAAGUCAUUGACUGAAAAGUACCGAGCAGGGAAGAUGGCGCCUCUCUUGCCCAGCACCAACCAGGAGGAAUGGCCCAGCUACACCAGGGCUAUGGACGACUGGUCUCGCUUCGUCUCCAGUGCAGGAGAGUUCAAGGUGCCCAACUUUAGCAAAAAAGUUCUUGGGUUCAGCUGUUAUGCUGUGAGGUACUUAAAACCCGAUGUCACGCAGACCUGGCGGUACUGCCUCAACCAGAACCCAAGUUUGAGUAGAUAUGGACCAAAGCCCAUGCCUUACAACACUGUCAAUACCUACAGGAGCUUUGGAUCAGCACACAGCCGCUCUCACUAUCUCCAACCUUGGCGCUAGGAGACAGGCCACAGAAAAAGGAGCCACAUGAAUCUUCUCCUUCAGCUUUUGAACAUCCACAAGGAAUAAAUGCUAUUGGUUCAACAAGGAA